AUGUCCCUCAAGCGCAAGGCUGAAUUCGCCGUCCCAUCCAGCCCAUCAAUUCCGGCCCCCGAAUGGGGCAUGCUGAUCGAUGGAAACAAUCACCUGCACAGUCGGACACGAAAGCGCUUCAGAGAUGACCGUCCAAGCGACCAAGUUAUUUACCAAAACACAUUGCGUUGGAUCUUUUCCGCCCAGAAGCAACAAGUGUCUGCUCCGACAGUCGAAAUGGAUACAAUGGAAUCAGAACCCGCUCUCGAGACACCCGAAGAGGUAGACCCGCGACAGCAAACAUUACAUCGGUUCUUCCAACCAACACCUCAGCAAUCAUCGCCCUUCCGACCAUCUCGUCAAGCACUUGCACCUCGCGCAAAUGAGACAGCUCUGGCCCAAGAGGACAUGCUUCGACGUCGAGCAUUUGAGCAUAACUCGGUAGAGGGCUCGAGCGCAAGUGACAGCAACAGUCCUGGGUUCAAUCAGAUGGGUGCCGACGUGGAUAUGGAUAUGGACAUGGAUGUCGAUAGUGGCAGUGGCAGUGAUGGGUCUGGCCAUUUGUCCCAGAACGGGGUUGUGGGCAUGGCGUGGGUAUAA
This is a messenger RNA of Penicillium nucicola, 579 nucleotides long. RefSeq lists its product as uncharacterized. The coding region runs from base 1 to 579 and encodes 192 amino acids. NCBI's taxonomy places the organism in Eukaryota, Fungi, Ascomycota, Eurotiomycetes, Eurotiales, Aspergillaceae. The transcript has 2 exons. The record is from RefSeq and is a predicted model, not a curated record.